Messenger RNA from Eptesicus fuscus (big brown bat), 315 nucleotides. RefSeq names its product motilin (gene MLN). Gene Ontology annotation, molecular function: motilin receptor binding; hormone activity. Gene Ontology annotation, cellular component: extracellular region. The coding region runs from base 1 to 315 and encodes 104 amino acids. The record is from RefSeq and is a predicted model, not a curated record. Lineage: Eukaryota; Metazoa; Chordata; Mammalia; Chiroptera; Vespertilionidae. The transcript has 3 exons.
AUGGUGUCCCGCACGGCCCUGGCGGCCCUGCUGCUGGUUCACGUCGCCGCUCUGCUGGCCUCCCAGACGGAAGCCUUCGUUCCCAUCUUCACAUACAGCGAGCUCCAGAAGAUGCAGGAAAAGGAGCGGAACAGAGAGCAAAAGAAAUCGCUGGGCGAGCAGCAGAGGUCUGAAGAGGUGGGUCCUCUGGACCCCGCGGAGCUCACGGAGGGGGAAGACGGCCAAGUUAUCAAGCUCACUGCUCCCGUGGAAAUUGGAAUGAGGAUGAACUCCAGGCAGCUGGGGAAGUACCAGCCGCCGUGGAAGGGCUGCUGA